Nothobranchius furzeri (turquoise killifish) is the source of this 2078-nucleotide messenger RNA. RefSeq names its product TGFB-induced factor homeobox 1 (gene tgif1). Gene Ontology annotation, biological process: negative regulation of transcription by RNA polymerase II. NCBI's taxonomy places the organism in Eukaryota, Metazoa, Chordata, Actinopteri, Cyprinodontiformes, Nothobranchiidae. Gene Ontology annotation, molecular function: DNA-binding transcription repressor activity, RNA polymerase II-specific; RNA polymerase II cis-regulatory region sequence-specific DNA binding. The record is from RefSeq and is a predicted model, not a curated record.
UGGUGGGAGGAUCUUUGUGCGUUGAGUCACGCAGCUGUCAAAGAUAGCUGUCACCCAGUUUCAGGAUCAAACACACACACAGUCAAUGAGGAAAGGGCUCGAAGCCGAAGGGACGCGCAGAGAUCUCAGGUAACCCCCUCUUCCUCUUCAUCCUCACCGCCGAGACUCCUAACAAGGACAAGAAGGGGAGAAAUACAAAAAAACACACUAAUCCAAAACGGAGGGCUUUUGAUGAAUAAGGAUUUUCGGGAAGACGCUGGAGAAAAGAAAACACUAAAGAGAUUUAUCUGCUUCUACGCUCGACGAGGAAUUUGUGGGCAUUUUUUCGGACGGAGAUGAAGACAAAAAAGGGUUUGACUAUGCUGUCAGGGAGCGAGACCGACGACGAGGACAGCGUGGAUGCCCCUCUGGAUCUGUCUUCAAGUGGCGGGAGCAAUGGGAAGAGGAAACGGAGAGGGAACCUGCCCAAAGAGUCGGUCCAGAUCCUCCGAGACUGGCUGUACGAGCACCGCUACAACGCUUACCCCUCCGAGCAGGAGAAAGCUCUCCUCUCCAAGCAGACUCAGCUCUCCACGUUGCAGGUGUGCAACUGGUUCAUUAAUGCCCGGCGGCGACUUCUCCCGGAGAUGUUAAGAAAAGACGGCAAAGACCCCAACCAGUUCACCAUCUCCAGGAAAGGUAGCAAGAGCGGGGACAGCUUCUCCGACAGCUCCCAGUCCCCGAAGCACAGCGGUGCCGCAUCGGGCUCGGAGGAGAGCUGCGACAAACGGAUCCUCCACCCUUCGAGUUUCGACCCCACCAUGCCCGGUGUCCUGAGGAAGUCCCCCUCCCUGCCCUCUUCGACGUCCUCUUCCCCCGCUGCUGGUGUCAUUCCGAAUCGGCCGUCUGUCAUCUGUCACACUACUGUCACCACGGCGAUGCACGCCAACCCGAUGGCCCCGCAUGCAUCGGUGCCCGGGAUGAACUGUGACAGGGCAGCCGAGCUGUUGCUGUCCGUGCAGGCUCAGGCACUUCUCAGGUGCCGGGAUGAAGGGCACGGCAACCAGCCGCUCACAACCACCACCAUCCUCAGCAGCACCAGCAUGGAGGGCAACCUGAGCCCCCGCAGUGGGCUGUUUAACACCCCUCCCCCAACUCCUCCAGACCUCACACAGGACUUCAGCGGCUUCCAGCUCCUGGUGGAUGUGGCCCUGAAACGGGCUGCGGAGAUGGAGCUGCAGGCCAAGCAGCUGGUCUCCUAAACAGAGGGGAGGGGUGAGACUAUGGGACUUCAGUGACUCGUCUGCACGAACCAGAGAAUAAAUCCACACGAACGCCUGAUCAUUUCUAUUUUUGGUAUACCAGUCACUAUGACGAGGAUGUUUUUUAAAGAAAAAAACUGUAUCGAGGUGCCUUGGCUGUAAGUUUAGUCAUUUCAUAUACAUGCGUAUGUAUCUACAUGUGUAUUUUAUUUGCACACAGGGACCAAAAAUGUUAUCAAAGAAAUGCUGCCUGUCUGUAUGUUUUUCACUUUAGAAAGUUAGAGCAGUAGUGCAGACGGGUCGCGGCACCAACUUGUUUACGGUUUAACAUUUCAGAGAUCUGAUUAGUCUGCCUCGUUCGUUUGCACAGUAAAGGCAGAGGAAGGUCAUCUCAGUGUCUUAAACAUACUUCAGUAUCAGAAGAAAUACAUACUCACUACUGUAGUUAAAGUGUCUUCAUGAGUUUAGCUUUGGGUUUUGUAAUUAGCUGUUUUAAAAAGAAAAAGCGUUUGUUUUUACUACUUUUGUUUUUAUACCAAGGGAUAUUUCAGAUGUAGCAAGUUCGUCCCAUCACUCAGUGAGAAACCCAACGGCCAGUGGACUGGAAAGCAACACUACAGAUGUUCUUUGUUUUGUAUUUGAUGUUUUGCGACCUUACAAAGAUAGCCUUUUUUGAAAUCACCAAAAAAAAAAGAAAACAAGCAUUUUUAUGUAUAAUAGGAUUUCGUGUAUAGUCGAUGACACGAUGCCCAAUGAUGUGAUUUCUUUUCAUACUGUGCAAUGUUUGUGGCAAGUAGGGGUCACAUGGGAUUCAAAUAAAGUUUUGUUUUUUCUACA